Molecule: messenger RNA, 2234 nt
Organism: Elaeis guineensis (African oil palm)
Lineage: Eukaryota; Viridiplantae; Streptophyta; Magnoliopsida; Arecales; Arecaceae
Product: double-stranded RNA-binding protein 6
Molecular function (GO): double-stranded RNA binding
Source: RefSeq, a predicted model, not a curated record
AAGGUGGACUUUCCGCUGCAUUUUCUCACUUUCCUCCCCAGGUCUCUCUUUCCGACGGGUGAUGAAACACAUCAGGAGAGAGAGAGGGGGAGAGGAAGCAAGACCCUAGCUAAACCUCUUCUCCAAGCUCCAGAUUCCGGCCGAAUCCCAACGGAGCCGCCGCCUAUCGCGGCGGCACCUCUGAGAAAAGCUGCCAUUUUCUCCGGUGGCGGUGGGCGCUCCGAUCCAGGCAGAACCGUCGCCGGAAGUCGAGCUCUCCAUUGCGGCCGCGGGUGGAGAGGGCGCAUAUCGACCCCGUCCGGCGAUCGGAAGGAAAAUUUUCGUUCUUUCAGGGGCUUAAUUGAUCGAUCGAUCGAUCGGUUGGGAUAAAGAUGUAUAAGAAUCAGUUGCAGGAGCUGGCGCAGCGGAGCUGCUUCAAUCUGCCGUCGUACACGUGCAUACGGGAGGGGCCGGACCACGCGCCGAGGUUCAAGGCCACGGUCAACUUUAACGGCGAUGUCUUCGAGAGCCCGAGCUUCUGCACUACGUUGAGGCAGGCGGAGCACUCCGCCGCCGAGGUCGCCCUCGUCGCCCUCUCCACCCGCGGCCCCUCCCACUCCCUCGCCGCCCGGAUCCUGGAUGAGACAGGAGUUUACAAGAACCUUCUGCAAGAAAUUGCUCAAAGAGUUGGAGCACCUCUGCCAUCAUAUGCAACUAUGCGCUCUGGCCUUGGACACCUACCUGUCUUCACUUGCACAGUGGAGCUUGCUGGGAUCACAUUCACAGGUGAGCCAGCAAAGAACAAGAAACAGGCAGAGAAGAAUGCUGCCAUGGCAGCAUGGUCUUCAUUGAAACAAUUGGUAAAGCAAGUGGCAAGCUCAUCAAGCGAACCGGCGAACCAUGAUGAGCAGGAGCAGAUCACAAUUGCCCGUGCUCUGUUGAGCUAUCGCCUAAAGGAAAAGAUGGCAAUGGCAAACAACCCCAAUGCUACAGCAUUCCCAAAGAAGUUUCCUAUACAGCCAGAUAAAAAACCAUCAUUGCAGCCUUCCUCAUCCACUGUAUCAAAGAUCUUACCUCUGAUCCGACCAAAAUCUUCUCCAAGAACCCGACCAACCUCCCCAGUGAUAACUGAUGGUGCCCCUGCAUCUCCCUUCCCACGACCAGAAAACUGCAGUGCCUGGCCUCAGAAGUUCCCUGCAAGCAGAACAUACAUACCAGUUCAGCACUAUAGAAUGCCUUACCAUGGCAUGGCACCUCCGGUGACAAUAAGGACGGCCGUGCCAGUCUUUUCAGCUCCACCUCUUCCACCACCAGCAGUACAUGAGCAUCAAGAUCCACCAGUUAUGGGCCAAUCGAUUUGUAUGGCUUCACCUGUUCGCAUCAGGCCAGUUGUGCCGGUCUUUGCUGCUCCGGCCCCAGCACCAGCUAAUGCUCCAGUGAUCCCAGUUCAGGUAAAGGAACCGCCACCAGUUGGGGCAGCCUCCCCUCCAGCAAAACCUCUAGUGGAGAAAGGGGAAAAUGUUGAUGGUGGUGCUGCAAAAGAUCUGGAAGAGUCUACAUUGAUGGAGAGCUUGAAGCAGCUAGAGAUCUGAUGAUGCUGAAGUGUGGAAAUCUUCUAAGUCAAAGAUUUCGGAAAGGCUGCAUUGUAGCAGGAUCUUAGCUUUAUAGAAGCAAAAAUCUCAGGGAUAGGCCAUUCAGCUGGUAUGAAGGUCUCAUCAUACUGAAUUUUCAGUUUUGAAGUUUCAAAGCCUUCAAUUUUAGCAAAUGACAAGUGAGUAUGCUCUAAACUACUAUGAGAUGGUCCUGUAUGGUUGCUUCAUCUCGAUAAACAACUGGCACUUGAAAUCGGCUUAACUUUUAGUGACCAUGCCCUUAUUCUGUGUUGCGAGCUGAGCCUCCAACUUGGCACCUGGAAUGCAUCUCUUGGUCGUGGCAAUUUUUCUCUACUUACGCUUGCGGUGAUUACUCACAGCUGUUACGGAGGGGCUUAUUUCAGCCACUUGGAAUAUAGCAUGUUCUGCUAGGAGAAUAUAUGCAGGCUAUUCCGGAUGGGUUUAUAGUCACUUGAUCUGGGCAAUGUCGCUUAUUUGGUUUAUUGCCAUCAAUAACAAUUGUUUGCAAUGCUUUGAACCCUCAUACUUUGGUGCAGGAAUUUGAGUGCAGGGACCCUAGCGGCAAGAUGAUCUGGCAAAUUCGUGGUUUAUAUACUUACUGUUACCAAAAUUUAUUUUAUAGAGAGUAAAUGUUUUUCCUUC